Musa acuminata AAA Group (dessert banana) is the source of this 1813-nucleotide messenger RNA. RefSeq names its product homocysteine S-methyltransferase 2-like. NCBI's taxonomy places the organism in Eukaryota, Viridiplantae, Streptophyta, Magnoliopsida, Zingiberales, Musaceae. Gene Ontology annotation, molecular function: S-adenosylmethionine-homocysteine S-methyltransferase activity. The coding region runs from base 193 to 1485 and encodes 430 amino acids. Gene Ontology annotation, biological process: S-methylmethionine cycle. The record is from RefSeq and is a predicted model, not a curated record. The transcript is spliced from 7 exons.
AACUCCAUGUCUUGAAUCCACAAAUGAAUCGAUUCCGGUUCUUCGCAUUGGUGGAACAGCCGCAUCAAAUUCCAAGGACCAGCCAAAGAUCAACUAUAUAUCUGAGGAUUGGGGAUGGAGGAUGUUUGUGAAGGGAACGCCACCGAUACAGCUCUGUUUUUCUUCCCAUAAUAGCCGCAACGGGGGCGUUUCAUGAACCCCAUCUUACCCUUCCGGCACUCAGAACAAUUACCUAGGGCGGACUCAAAUCUCUUCCCUAUAUAUCCCCACGCACGCCACCAACUUCCGGAACCACCCAUCCCAUCCCAUCCCAUCCUUUCCGCCUCCGUGAGAAUGGCGGCCGGGGAAGUGGAAAUCGCGCCCUUCUCUCUCUCGCACGCGCACGCUGGCACGCACCGUGGGACGGGGUUCGGUGCCCGUCUGAUGCGGGAGUUCCUCAGGGAGGCCGGUGGAUGCGCCGUCAUCGACGGCGGGCUGGCCACGGAGCUCGAAGCACAUGGAGCCGACCUAAAGGACCCCCUGUGGAGCGCCAAGUACCUCUUCACCUCCCCCGACCUCAUCAAGAAGGUCCAUUUAGACUAUCUUGAAGCUGGUGCAAACAUCUUGAUCACCGCAUCCUAUCAGGCUACCAUACAAGGUUUCGAGUCUAGAGGCUUCUCUACGGAGGAAAGUGAGGCCUUGUUGCGGAGAAGCGUCGAGCUUGCAUGCGAAGCACGAGAGAUAUUUCAGGGGCGACGCCUUAGAGGCUCCGAUAGAUGCAGCAAGGCCGGCAUCAGUUCUAAGCAACAUCCUGUUCUGAUUGCAGCAUCGAUAGGAAGCUAUGGAGCAUAUUUGGCAGAUGGCUCCGAGUAUAGUGGUAAUUAUGGCCUAGAAGUGACUCUGGAGACGCUCAAAGAUUUCCACAGGAGAAGACUUCAGGUUCUCUCUGAAGCUGGAGCAGAUAUAAUUGCUUUUGAGACAAUUCCAUGUAAAAUUGAAGCACAGGCUUAUAUUGAGCUACUUCAAGAGUGUAAUAUAAAAAUUCCAGUCUGGUUUUCUUUCACCUCAAAUGAUGGGAUCAACAUUGUCAGUGGAGACUCUUUGAUGGAUUGUGCUACGAUAGCUGAUUCGUGUGACAAUGUUGUUGCAAUUGGAUUCAACUGUACUUCUCCCAGAUAUAUUCACAGUUUAAUUCUAUCUAUCAGGAAGUUGACAGAAAAGCUAAUCGUGAUCUAUCCAAACAGUGGUGAAAGCUAUGAUCCUGACAAAAAGGAGUGGGUGGCAUCCAAUGGUGUUUCUGGUGAAGAUUUUGUUUCGUAUGUUAGCAAGUGGCAUGAGGCUGGAGCUUCUCUUAUAGGAGGUUGCUGUAGAACAACCCCAGACACCAUUAGGGCAAUCGCCAAAGCUCUGCGCAAGGACUUUUAUCCUUCAAAACCAGAUGAAGAGCUGCAUAAUGACAUUGAAAGAAAUAUACUCAAAGACAGCUUCUUGAUCGACUCUGCAUAAAGUCAUCACUCGGAAAGAAUGAUACAUAUGAGUAGAUUGGCAGCAAAAUAUGGAUUCUGUAGUGGACUUAAAACAUAUUGAUCUUGAUGUCAAAUAGAUGCCAUUUCUGUGUUCCUUGGAGUGCCCAAGUGGCAAAUUUAAUCUUGGCUUAGGAAAGAUGAUCUUGAUGCAACGAGAAAUGGCUUCUUAAUUUGUAGCAUGCAAAGAUGGUCUUCUCAAGGAGACAUGGAUGACAACAUGUUGAAUUUAUGUAUACCAAUAUGUUGUGAUGAUACAUCUAUUGCUAAUUGAUUAUAAUAAUCUUGACACUAAACUCUUUGAUCCAUCA